Lodderomyces margitis is the source of this 894-nucleotide messenger RNA. RefSeq lists its product as uncharacterized. The record is from RefSeq and is a predicted model, not a curated record. Bases 1 to 894 code for a protein of 297 amino acids. NCBI's taxonomy places the organism in Eukaryota, Fungi, Ascomycota, Pichiomycetes, Serinales, Debaryomycetaceae. The transcript has a single exon.
AUGGCGAUCCUCAACAGAAUAUUUGGAAAAUCGGCCAAACAAUCAACUGAAGAUCAAAUCAAGGAACAAGGAUUUGAAAUCAGUACUUGUUCAGAAACAUGCGACGACUGCACUGCAAAAUUCCCCAAGUCAUUGUCCUUUGAAGAGGAUGCUAAUCUUUGGCAAUCAACAAAGCCAUACGGAUUGCACUUGAACGUAGCAACGGGAAGGACGGACUGGCCUCAUGAUGCAACGGGGACACCCAAUACCUUAUCUAAUGCAGUUGCUAAGUGGGCAAAAAAACAUGGCGACUGUCCAAUAGGGACCAUCAAGGUUACCUGUUCGUCUUUGGCUAACGAUGAACUAUUUUCGGACGAAGAUUACAUAACUGAGCAAACAGGGGAUGUAUUGGUUUUGCCCUAUUUCUUGUGGAUUAAAGGGUUGAAAAUCGCUGAUGUUGACAAAGUCUUAUCAAAAUUACUAUACAUAUUAUCCACCACUGAGCAUGAUAAGUUGCAAGUGCAAGACAUCCAGGCACAGAUUCCACAAAUCAUACCUGACAUAAACAUGGCCUACAUCCUUUUAUGUUCCCAUCGUACCAGAGACAAGAGAUGUGGAGUCACAGCACCCAUAAUGAAACGAGAAAUGGAAAUGUACUUGAGAGAGUUGGAUUUGUAUCGUGACAUGUGUGACAACUCGCCCGGUGGUGUCAACGUUGGGUACAUAAACCAUAUUGGUGGCCAUAAAUAUGCUGCCAAUGUGAUCAUAUAUUUAAAACUGUCAGGAAAGAACAUUUGGUUGGCAUUGUGCAAACCGAAUAACGUGAGACCGAUCAUUGAUGAAUGUAUCUUGCACGGUAAGGUGUGGCCAGAUAAGGUGAGGUUGGUUCAAAAGUUUAAUCCAAUAGAGUGGUGA